Molecule: messenger RNA, 2189 nt
Organism: Trichoderma virens Gv29-8
Lineage: Eukaryota; Fungi; Ascomycota; Sordariomycetes; Hypocreales; Hypocreaceae
Exons: 8
Coding region: 375-1907 (510 amino acids)
Cellular component (GO): intracellular membrane-bounded organelle; cortical endoplasmic reticulum; membrane
Molecular function (GO): sterol binding
Source: RefSeq, a predicted model, not a curated record
CGCUUCUGCUAAGCACUCUCCUGGGGUCGCGGGCUUGAGCCAUCGUUUUUACUCCAUUAGACCUACUAAGCUCUCAACUCGCCCCAAAAUACGUCAGUCAUCAAUUCAAAGUAACCGCCACUCCGCCACCCUUAAGCUGCUGAGCUGCGCUGUCUUUGCGCCCACCAAAGCACAAAACGUUGAACAGACGAAGGGGGGCUGCAAUCUUGGAAUCUGAAGAUCUGCUCUUCGUUACGACUCGUCUUGUAUGCUUGAGCCUGGCUUUUGCUCUGCUCAAUCUUAAAAAAUUUUAGCAGUCAGAGGGGCUGCCGGCCUCUGGAAUUUUUUUCCCUUGUUUCCCGCGAGCGAGCUCUACAGCAGCUUAAUUUCGGGCCAUGGGGCUUUCAUCCGUGCUAGCUCUCCCCCGGAGGAGUAGAGCGUCUACAGCUGGCAGCAAUCGAUCCUCAACCGACGAAGGCAAGAUUGACCACAACGAUGACGAUACCCAGGUGAUGGAGCCCGAUCAGGGCAAUGUUCUCUCGCACAUCAUCUCUCAGCUGCGUCCUGGCGCGGACCUGAGUCGCGUAGUCUUGCCCACCUUUAUUCUCGAGCCCCGAAGCAUGCUCGAGAGGAUAACAAACUUCAUGUGCCACCCCGAGAUGCUGCUGCACAUUCCCACCAUCGAUGAUCCCACCGAACGCUUUGUAUCCGUCGUCAAAUUCUACCUGAGCGGCUGGCAUAUUCGCCCACCGGGAGUCAAGAAACCGCUGAAUCCGAUCCUGGGCGAGAUCUUCUCCUGUUACUGGGAUCUCGAGGGCCACAAGCGCGCCUACUACGUCUCCGAACAGACCUCACAUCACCCUCCCAAGUCCAGUUACUUUUACAUGGCCCCUGAUCACCACAUCCGAAUCGACGGCACCCUCAAGCCCCGGAGUAGAUUCCUGGGCAAUUCCGCUGCCAGUUUGAUGGAGGGCAUUGCUUUCCUUACGUUGUUAAACAGGGGCAGCAACAAGGCCAAGGGAGAGCAAUACAUAUUAACACAGCCCAACAUGUAUGCGAGAGGAAUCUUAUUCGGCAAGAUGAAGUAUGAACUUGGCGACCACAGCUUUGUCCGGUGUCCCGAACUUGAUUUGACCGCCGACAUUGAUUUCAAGACAAAGGGCUGGGUUGGAGGCACUUACAACGCUAUUGGCGGUGUAAUCAAAAGGGAGAGCACUGGUGAAAUCUUGUUUGAGCUUUCGGGUCUGUGGAACGAAGAAAUGUUUAUCAAAGAUAUGAGGACGGGUCACCGAGACAUGUUCUUUGACGCCAUCAAAGCAAAGCCCAGCCCGCCGCUAGCCCGGCCAAUCGAGGAGCAGGAAGAGCGUGAAUCUCAAAGACUAUGGGAAAAGACCGCCAAGGCCGUCAAAGAGCGCAACCACGAGCUGGCCACGGACGAAAAGACAAAGAUUGAAGACCGACAACGCGAGGAGGCUGCUAUCAGGGCCCAGGAUAAUGUCGAAUGGAUUCCGCGCCUCUUCCGUGCAGUUAGGAGCGGACCAGGAGAAUCGGAGGAAGGCGAAGAGAACUUGGAGUGGAUCAUCAAUGCUCAUAUUGAUGCCGCAGCGUCUCCAGAGAAGCAGACGGAACAGAUUCUCGCCAUAUACCCCAUCGUAGCUGGCCAGACAUUACACAGCACGACGUCCAUUCCGCCACCGGCUCCCUCGCCAAAGGUGGCCAAGAAGUCGAUAGACCAUGUGGUUGCAAAGCCCAAGGAAGAGGACAGCCUAAUUGAUUUUGGGAAUGAAGAUGCUCCCGUACCAGCUGCAAAGUCACCAGACGAAAUCGAGCGCAUGCUCACGGCGACUGGCAAGCCCGCAGAAGGCCCCCUGAUUGACUUUGCUCAGGACAUGAAGAAGGAUUUGCCAGCUGAUGGCGACCUGCUGUAGGACUUAUACCAAAAAAAAAAAAAAAAAAAAAAAAGGGGUUCGAAGAUCUUGUGAGGAAUGAAAAUCUUUGGAGUAAUCAUUGGCUAGGCGGGUAGGAAAUACCUUGACAGAAUAACGGCGCAAACAACAUCGGGCAAGGCUACGAUAUAAAUGGGCGCGCACCGUGAUGCAUUUGUGCUUAAUUUUCAGUGUUGGCAGGGAGCAGGUCUUUUGGUUUUAACACGGGCAUGCGACGGGACUACCGGUAGCAUUGGGAGGGCUAGCAAAUAUAUCAACUAUAUC